Messenger RNA from Durio zibethinus, 1246 nucleotides. RefSeq names its product alpha amino-terminal protein methyltransferase. Gene Ontology annotation, biological process: N-terminal protein amino acid methylation. The record is from RefSeq and is a predicted model, not a curated record. Gene Ontology annotation, cellular component: cytoplasm. Gene Ontology annotation, molecular function: methyltransferase activity. NCBI's taxonomy places the organism in Eukaryota, Viridiplantae, Streptophyta, Magnoliopsida, Malvales, Malvaceae.
UCAAAAUCGAUCAAAUAGGGACAGAUGAGCGGAAAAACCGAUGUCACGGGAGAAACUCAUGUUACUCAUCUCAUGUAUCUUUUAUCCCUUUCCACAUGAAUGCAAUACUAGAAGCAAAUAAGACAUACCGAUGUGGAUCCGGCCCAUAUCCAAAGCUGGUCUCCAACAUUGUCCCUUAAUUCUACAGUUACCUCCAAACCUAGGACACAAUAACAUGACUCCCAAGGCGAGGAGCAGCGCAAUGGAGGCUGCGGGCUUCGAUUCCGAUGGCAGAGAAUUCAAGAACGCACAAGAAAUGUGGAGAGAGCAAAUUGGAGACGAAGGAGAUGCGCCUAAGAAGACUCAGUGGUACCGUGAAGGCGUUGCCUACUGGGAAGGUGUGGAAGCGUCUGUAGAUGGGGUAUUGGGUGGAUUUGGUCAAGUAAAUGAUGCUGAUAUUAAUGGCAGUGAGGCUUUUCUCAAUACCCUUUUGCAUGAGAGAUUCCAUGGUGGUGGAAGCAAUCAGCAUCUUGUUGCUCUUGAUUGUGGUUCUGGCAUAGGGAGAAUAACCAAGAAUCUUCUCAUAAGGUAUUUUAACGAGGUUGAUCUUCUUGAGCCAGUGUCACAUUUCUUAGAUGCUGCCCGUGAAAGUUUGUCUCAGGAAUAUUUUGUAGCCUCUGACGUGCACAAGGCAACUAAUUUCUACUGUGCCUCCCUUCAAGAAUUCACCCCUGAUGCUGGAAGGUACAAUGUUAUUUGGAUUCAGUGGUGCAUUGGUCAUCUGACUGAUGAUGACUUUGUCUCAUUUUUUGAGAGAGCAAAGGUAGGCCUUAAACCUGGUGGAUUCUUUGUCCUGAAAGAGAACAUUGCUAGAAAUGGAUUUGUUUUGGAUAAAGAAGACCGAAGCAUCACCAGAUCUGAUUUGUACUUCAAGGACCUAUUUCGUCAAUGUGGAUUGCACCUGUAUAAAAUGAAGGAGCAGAAAGGACUCCCUGAAGAAUUGUUUGCCGUGAAGAUGUAUGCCUUAACAACUGAAGUGCCAAAGAAGGUUCAUAAGACCAGAUCUAAAGCGCAAGCCAACAGACCUGGCAUCAUUAAAUGAUUUGUUGUUUCCAACUUUUGUAUUCUUGUAGCGUAGGACAGUAGGAGUGCUCCAUUUUCUGGUUGAUGUAAUGUAUCAGUAUUAUCUUAAGUACGUAGUUCUUUGGUUGACAAAUUUUGUCCUUUUGCUUUGAAAGCCCCGAGCCCCUCCCCUUUGAGUUGAAUG